AGCAGACAGAAGGUUCACAGGAGUCCAGGAGUUACUACUCCUUACCUUUUUUUUUUUUCCUUCCCUGACUUUAAGGCGAAACUCCCUGAGUCCGAUCCGGGUGACUUUUCUUUCUUUUUUUUUUUUUUUUUUUCUGAUCCGAAGCACCUCUGCGAGCGGCAGGUUGUUUUUUUUAUUCCUCUGCGAGGCGUUUCCUUCCAGGUAUAAUCACCACAACGGAGUCGAACGAGGACGACGGUCAGCGACCCUCCUUCACUUCUGCAAUCAUGAUGUCGAUGAACAGCAAGCAGCCUUUCAGCAUGCAUCCCAUCCUGCACGAGCCCAAAUACACGCCCCUGCACUCCAGCUCGGAGGCCAUCCGCAGAGCCUGCCUGCCCACACCGUCGCUUCAGGGCAACAUCUUCGCCGGCUUCGAUGAGACGCUGCUGCAGAGAGCCGAGGCUCUCGCCGCCGUGGACAUCGUGGCCCAGAAGAGCCACCCUUUCAAGCCAGACGCCACCUACCACACCAUGACCACCAUGACCAGCAUGACCUGCACCCCAACCUCCUCCUCCGCGCACCUGCACCACCCGUCGGUGCUCACCUCGCACCACCACCCGGCGCACCACCAGCCGGCGCAGGGCCUGGAAGGAGACCUGCUUGACCAUCUCACCCCGGGGAUUUCUCUGGGAGGCAUGCCCGGCUCGGACGUCUGCUCCACGGCCUCGCACACGGCUCACGCCGCGGCCCACAUGUCGGCCAUCAACCACAUGCAGCACCACCACCACACUCAGUCCAUGAACAUGCAUCCGCACGCGCUGGGAUCCCACGGCUCCAUGGGGAGCGCUGGCGGGGACGCGGAGCCCGACCCGCGGGAGCUGGAGUCGUUCGCUGAGCGCUUCAAGCAGAGGCGGAUCAAACUGGGCGUCACUCAGGCUGACGUGGGAGCGGCGCUGGCCAACCUCAAGAUCCCCGGGGUCGGCUGCCUGAGCCAGAGCACCAUUUGCAGGUUCGAAUCCCUGACCCUCUCACACAACAACAUGGUGGCCCUGAAGCCCAUCCUGGAGGCUUGGCUGGAGGAAGCGGAGCGGGCGCAGAGGGAGAAGAUGUCCAAGCCAGAGAUCUUCAACGGCGGCGAUAAGAAGAGGAAACGCACGUCCAUCGCCGCGCCGGAGAAGCGCUCCCUGGAGGCGUAUUUCGCCGUGCAGCCGCGGCCGUCGUCGGAGAAGAUCGCCGCGAUCGCCGAGAAACUGGAUCUGAAAAAGAACGUGGUCCGCGUUUGGUUUUGCAAUCAGAGGCAAAAACAGAAACGGAUGAAGUUUUCUGCGACGCACUGAAGCAGACUGCGACAGACCCGAGGGUCUCUGAGCCGGUUUCCACAGAGACAAACCAGAGACAAGCUGCUGAGGCUGGUCUGCUGGAGCCGCACUGUCAGAAUCAACAAGGUACCCGCACGGUACCUGCGCCUCUUUCCAGAGGGGAGAGGCUCUGCGUGGCGCACAGCCAGGGCCGCAAAGAUGCGCACUCAAAACAAGUCUCACAUUCUCUUAUUGAGAUUCGCACAUUGAAUACAUAAUAUGUUGUUUUAAAAUGUAAGUUUAGAUCAAGUAAAUUUGCUUCUUUCCCCAGAAAGAUGCCAGACAGACAAAACGUUUCAGAUCGAUUGUCAGGGCGGCACUAAAAACAAGUCACUAUGAUUUUUAUACAUUUUCAAUCUUAAAUAAAAAGGCAACUGAUGUUAAUCAUAGUUUCAGAGUAAUUAAACAGGCAUUUUUUGUGAAGAAAAAAAAAUCUAAAUUUAUGACUGAAUUUCAUAAUUUAUGCACUGACAAAACUUAAUUAUUUUAAAUUAAUUGGUUAAGUUGGUUAAAAUGAACCAAUUAAACUUCUACAUCUUUACAUUUUGUUGGAUUUAAUUUCAAAAGAAUUUCUGAGGAAAAUUAUUACAAGUUUACCUGCUAAGAGACACUUAAUAAACAUAUUAAAUGCAUCCCCAUUUUUAAAAUGUGUCAAAAUAAAAUUGUUAAAUUCUAACUUAUUAAAUUCAUUCAGUUCAUAAUCUUAAUCUUGUGCUAAAAGCAAAAAGUAAUAUUUGGUCUGCAAUAAAGGUAUCUAAUGCCACUGAAAUCCCGAUAAACGACUUAUGUCUACACUUUAAAAAUGAAUUUUGGAGAGUAUUAAUUGAUGCCCAUUGAAUUUUAAUUUGAAUAUAUAU
Molecule: messenger RNA, 2194 nt
Organism: Gambusia affinis (western mosquitofish)
Lineage: Eukaryota; Metazoa; Chordata; Actinopteri; Cyprinodontiformes; Poeciliidae
Gene: pou4f4
Product: POU class 4 homeobox 4
Exons: 2
Coding region: 267-1316 (349 amino acids)
Biological process (GO): regulation of transcription by RNA polymerase II
Molecular function (GO): DNA-binding transcription factor activity, RNA polymerase II-specific; RNA polymerase II cis-regulatory region sequence-specific DNA binding
Source: RefSeq, a predicted model, not a curated record